UGUCCAUCAUGCAGCAACAUGCUCAUCAUCAGCCAAGUCCCAGCAGCCCACUGCGCUCCAGGCGAUGAGCAGAACAUGGGAAAAAACCGCUUCGAAUGUCGCACCUGCCCAUAUCAGAUGGUUCUCGGCCGUCGCUACUACGAACGCAAGAACAUGAACCUCAAAGCCGUGGAUGAUAUCCUUGGUGGCGCGGACAGUUGGAAAAAUGUCGACAAGACUGAAGCCAAAUGCCCUAACGAGCAGUGCGAAAGCCGGGAGGCAUACUUCAGACAAGUCCAAAUUCGCAGUGCAGAUGAGCCUAUGACUAGGUUCUACAGGUGCACAGAGUGCACUCGGGAAUGGCGUGAGAAUUAG
Pseudocercospora fijiensis CIRAD86 is the source of this 354-nucleotide messenger RNA. RefSeq lists its product as uncharacterized. The annotation marks the transcript as partial. Gene Ontology annotation, molecular function: zinc ion binding; nucleic acid binding; DNA-directed RNA polymerase activity. The record is from RefSeq and is a predicted model, not a curated record. Gene Ontology annotation, cellular component: RNA polymerase III complex. The transcript is spliced from 2 exons. Gene Ontology annotation, biological process: termination of RNA polymerase III transcription; DNA-templated transcription. Lineage: Eukaryota; Fungi; Ascomycota; Dothideomycetes; Mycosphaerellales; Mycosphaerellaceae.